Prosopis cineraria is the source of this 1248-nucleotide messenger RNA. RefSeq lists its product as uncharacterized. Lineage: Eukaryota; Viridiplantae; Streptophyta; Magnoliopsida; Fabales; Fabaceae. The record is from RefSeq and is a predicted model, not a curated record. Gene Ontology annotation, biological process: rRNA processing. Gene Ontology annotation, molecular function: nucleic acid binding; 3'-5' exonuclease activity. Gene Ontology annotation, cellular component: nucleus. The coding region runs from base 76 to 894 and encodes 272 amino acids. The transcript is spliced from 9 exons.
CGUCGUGGCUGUUGAUAGCUCCUUCGCUCUUGCGGAAGUCUGCCAGUCUGAACCCUGACUUUGGACUCGAAGCAGAUGGGUGGUGAACUAAGGAAGAAACCGAAACCCGCGCAGCUCAAUCCCAACUGGAUUCAACUCCAACAGAAGCUCAAAAUUCGUGGCUCUGAUGCUUCAAGACCCUUCAAAAACUCAGAAACUGAGACCCCAAACUCAAUAUUGGGGAAGCGGAAGGAGAGACAAGAUGCAGAGUCCAAUGAUUGUCAGAUCAAUCCUCUUACUCCUGUAAAUGAUGAUUCCAGUCUGACCGAUGCAGUAGCCAUGGACUGUGAAAUGGUUGGUGUUGGUCAAGGAAACAGAAGUGCUCUUGGAAGAGUAACACUGGUUAAUAGGUGGGGAAAUGUUAUUUAUGAUGAAUUUGUUCGACCAGUGGAGCGUAUUGUUGACUUUCGCACCAAAAUUAGUGGUAUAAGACCUCGGGACUUGAGAAAAGCAAAGGAUUUUUGGGCCGUUCAGAAGAAAGUAGCAGAGUUAAUCAAAGACAGGAUCCUUGUGGGACAUGCCCUGCACAAUGAUCUUAAGGCAUUAUUAUUAAGUCAUACCAAGAAGGAUAUUCGGGAUACGUCUGAGUACCAACCAUUUCUAAAAUCGCAUAGUAAAAGAGCACUUCGACAUCUUGCUGCAGAACAUCUUGGUGCUAAGAUCCAAACUGGGGAACACUGCCCUAUAGAAGAUGCUCGUGCUGCUAUGCUGCUUUAUCAAAGGAAUAGAAAAGAGUGGGAGAAGAGUGUGAAAGAUCAAGUUCGAAUUAAACAGAAGCAGAAGAAACGGAGGCCGAAGAAGAAGCACAAGAAGCAAGUUUCUUUGGAUGGGAAUGCUGCGGGAGUUGCAUCAUAGCAUUGGCUACCCCUUACGCUUGCAAAAUUUUCUGGUCAGGGACCUCCAUUUCAAACUUCCAAUUGUUAUUGUACUGGCUACUUAAAAUUGAUUUAUUAGAAAUUAGAAAUUGUAGGAAGGAAAGACGCAGUUGAUGGCAGAAUUACCAUGGUAUUGUUUUAUUGUAACCUCAAGAAAAUUGAUGGAUAGCUUCUAAGCCCCCCUCCCCAUCUCUCUUUCUCUCUCACUAUUUUUGUGUUAAGUUUCGGACUACAGAGAGAAAAUGAGAUGAUGAUUGAUGAAAGAAUCUGAACUUGUAUUCUCAUAUGGCUCGGUACAUUAUAUAGGGCUUAACGCUCUAAUUAUUGGUUGCAA